AUCUUAUUUGAACCGUUAAAGUAGAAGCAAUUAUUUCUUUAACAUGACUAUUUUUUGUUUAAAUGACUAUUCGUCAUUGGUAGUUGUUAAUCCUAUUUUAGGUUUCAUCUAUAUAAUAAGUAACAACAUCAAAUAGCAAAGAUAAUGUACUUAUAUCAUAUAGGUAGGUACUAUAGCAUAUUCUACAUUGAGUUAUUUUAAUGUUGAUAUUAUCGUAUAGCCCAAACGUAAAAGGAUUACGAAUGUAAUAUCGACGUCUGCAGAUGAACCGCCAAUCAAAAAAAGGAGAACAGGAGACGUUCGCCUUAUACAAAAUUUGAAACCUCAUCGCAAACGUAAGAUAUUAACGAACGUACUUUUAGAAUCUGAUGAACCACCGAUCAAAAAAAGGAGAACAAGAGAUGUUGAACUUACUGGAAAUUUGAACAUUAAUCGCAAACGUAAGAUGCCAACGAACGUACUGUUGGAGUCUGAAGAGCCACCGAUCAAAAAGAGGAGAACAUUAGAUGUUGAACUUACUGGAAAUUUGAAACCUCAUCGCAAACGUAAGAUGCCAACGAACGUAGUGUUGGAGUCUGAUGAGCCACCAAAUAAAAAGAGGAGAACAUUAGAUGUUGAACUUACUGGGAAUUUGAACUUGAAUCGCAAACGUAAGAUGCCAACGAACGUACUGUUGGAGGCUGAUGAGCCACCGAUCAAAAAAAGGAGAACAUUAGAUGUUGAACUUACUGGAAAUUUGAACAUUAAUCGCAAACGUAAGAUGCCAACGAACGUACUGUUGGAGUCUGAUGAGCCACCGAUCAAAAAGAGGAGAACAUUAGAUGUUGAACUUACUGGAAAUUUGAACAUUAAUGUAAAACAAUUUUUAUAUAAUUUUUACUACAUAACUAUAGAGGUAUAUUCUACAAUGAAUUAUUUUUAUAUUGAUAUUAUCGUAUAGCACAAACGUAAGAUGUUGAUAAACGUACUGUUAUAGUCUAAUGAAUCGCCGCUCAAAAAUACGAAAACCGAAGAUGAUCAACUUACAUUGAAAUCUCAUGUAAAAUAAUUAUUGUUAUAUUAUUUACUACAUGACUAUUAUAGAGGUAUGUUGCGCAUUAUUUAAUAGAAUUUGAUAUCCUUGUACGACAUUUUUACUAAAUUUGGAUUAGGCACGGUUCUGAGUUUACGCUGUACAAAAAUAUCAACUUACCCCAAAUUUGAAAUCUCAUAUAAAAUAAUUAUUAUUUAAUCCUUAUUACAUUAAUAUAAAGGUAUAUUUUAUCCACAUUUAAUUAUUGAAGUAUUUGAGAUCAAACAUUAUUCAAUAACUAAAUGUCUCUAGUGUAAUGUAGUAGAGACUAAAUAAUAAUUUUAUUGUUAUACAUUAGAUUUCAAAUUUUGAGGAAGUUUAUAUUAUUGUAUAUCGCAAACGUAGAAUCGUGCAAAACAUAGUGUCGAAAAAUGAAGCACCACUAAUAAAAAAAAAAAAGAAUGAUCAAUUAAUUCUUAAUUUAAAAUUUGAUGUAAAUAGUUAAUAGAUUCUAUAGCAGGUAAUGUAAUAAAUCAGAAAAUAAUAACUAUUUUACACGAACUUUCGAUUUUGAAUUUGGUUGAUUAUGGAUUUUUCGUUUUUUUUUUGAUUGGUAAUUGUUACUUGUUAUUCUAUGUCCAAUACCAAAUUUAGUAAAGAAUUUCGUUUGCGCUUUACAAGAAUCAAAUUCCAUUAUUAAGCGCACAACAUACCUCUAUAUAGUAAUGUAGUAUAUAAUAAAAUAAUAACUGUUUUUCAUGAGUUUUCAAUGUAAGUUGAUCAUCUGUGGUUUUCCUCUUUUUGAGCAUAUAUAAAUAGCACAUAUAUAAUCUGAUAUUAUAUGUUUAAUAAUUUAUUGUUGAUUAAUAUUAUUAUUAUAUAGGUUAAGCCCAAAAUGUUAACAAUGGAAUAUAUUACCAAAAAUUGUUGUUCUAUGUUUUCAUAUGGCGUAAAACGUAGCAGGCUAUUCGAUGUUGUGGAAGCUUCUUUGUCAUUGGUUCAUAAGAAACGAUUAUAAUAAUAUUACUAAUAAUUAAGUUAUGUAACUUUGAUAAUGUUUUUUAGAUUAAAUAUAGUGCCAAAAAAUUGUACAAUUUGAUGAAGAUCGAUAAAAAGUCACAGAACAAUAGCCCUACACACCACGAAUCAUUAUCUGCUACUAAUGAUUGCAAGGCGACCCUCAAGUUUCCAUCGAGCAGAGUUGCACGUCUCGGACGGCCAAACCCGUACCUGCAGACCAGUGCCGGUGCACGACUGUGCACGAAAAAUCGAAUUCAAAAAAAUUCGAUAACCAUAUAACGUUAACCAAACGUUAAAACCGACUUGGUUCAAACUACAAACAAUGGAUGAAAUAACAGUUGGUUAGGUGAACAUAACAAAAAUCUAUUGGUUUGUUGAUAAAGACUAUCAAGAUAAAGACUGUUGUUAUAUAUUCGUUAGACCUAACGGUAUUACCUGUAUUAUUGAUGAUUGUUGUUUUCUAGUUAUUUUGUUUUUUCUGUUAUUGUUAAAAUUGUUAAAAUAUUGUUAAAUUCAAAAUAUUUUGUUAUAGACAAUUAAUAUACGCCACGUAUUGCUUAUAAAUA
Acyrthosiphon pisum (pea aphid) is the source of this 2598-nucleotide messenger RNA. RefSeq lists its product as uncharacterized. Lineage: Eukaryota; Metazoa; Arthropoda; Insecta; Hemiptera; Aphididae. Bases 446 to 940 code for a protein of 164 amino acids. The transcript has 8 exons. The record is from RefSeq and is a predicted model, not a curated record.